AAUGUUGAACAACCGAAGAGCAUAAAUUUAGCAGGUUAUAUAAUAUACCUGCAAUUAGAGCUUUUAGUUCAAGAUUGUUCCAAACUUGUGAACCACCUUGGGGAGAGAGGGGUCAGUGACGAAUGAGGUCGGAUUCGACUACCAGAGCCAGAGGCCAUACAAAAAUUUAGGGUUUUGAGAAAGUUUCAAGUUUUACAGACAGAUAUAUAUAUAUACAUAUACAUAUAUAUAUAUAUAUAUUUAUAUAUAUAAUCGGCCCACACACACCGACUGCUAUACUGCUCCAGCCCUGGGGAGUGAAAGUUAUCAAUUCAGACACUGUUGUUGCGCCGAUUGGUUUCGGUACAUGUUCAGGAUGGAGAUUGAUUCUUCUCCAGAGGCUAAUACUCUUUCUGCUCGAGAUCGAAUCGUUCAGAGGCUUGCCCUACAAGGAGUUCAUCUGGAUAAUCUUGAGCAGCUCGAGCCAGGUCUAGUUUCGUUUCUUAAGGAUAACAAAUUCCGAAUACCGGAUCUGGUGUGUGCUAUCUUACCUACCGAUGAGGAAGCAAUUGAGCAUCCUCUGGAAGCUCAGUCAGGGUCUACGAAAGCUUUGGUGGGCCCAAAGCUUGAAGAUCAAUUACUUGAAAGCAUGGUUUGGUUGCAAUGGUUGAUGUUUGAGGGUGAGCCAGGUGUUGCACUGAAGAAGCUGGCUAACAUGAGUGUUGGUCAGCGUGGUGUCUGUGGGGCUGUUUGGGGAAACAAUGAUAUAGCUUACCGCUGCAGAACAUGUGAGCAUGACCCAACUUGUGCAAUUUGUGUUCCUUGUUUCCAGAAUGGAAACCACGAGGACCAUGAUUAUUCUAUCAUAUAUACGGGUGGUGGUUGCUGUGAUUGUGGGGAUGCGACUGCAUGGAAACGUGAGGGGUUUUGUUCGAAGCAUAAAGGCGCAGAACAGAUACAACCUCUUGCGGAUGAGUUUGCAAACUCUUUGGGGCCUGUUCUUGAUUCCCUUCUUAUUUGUUGGAAAAACAAGUUACUUUUUGCAGAAACUACUUCUCAAGGUAGUCCUAAAGUAGACGUUCAUGUUGCUGAGCUCAAAAAGAUUGCAGAUGAGCUAACAUCUGUAGUGGUGGAGAUGCUUUUAGAAUUCUGUACAUACAGUGAAAGUUUGCUCAGUUUUGUUUCUGGGAGGGUUUUCUCUUCAGUUGGUUUAUUGGACAUUCUGGUGAGGGCGGAGAGGUUCAUAAGAAAUGAGGUUGUUAAAAAACUCCAUGAAUUACUUUUGAAAUUGCUCAGUGAACCUGUGUUCAAAUAUGAGUUUGCAAAGGUGUUUCUUAGUUAUUAUCCAUCUAUUGUAAGCGAAGCGGUAAGAGAGUGUAAUGAUACUGUUUACAAGAAGUAUCCACUUGUAUCUACAUUCUCAGUGCAAAUUUUCACAGUGCCUACUCUAACCCCACGCCUUGUGAAGGAAAAUGAUCUUCUGGCCAUGCUGUUGGGUUGUCUGGAAGACAUUUUUAUUUCUUGUGCUGGAAAAGACGGUCGACUACAGGUAAAUAAGUGGGAAAAUUUGUUUGAUACAACUUAUCGUGUGGUUGAAGAUACUCGCUUUGUCAUGAGCCAUUUUGUAGUACCCAAAUAUGUCGCCCAUGAGCGGCGAGAUAUUUCACGUACUUGGAUGAGACUUUUGGGUUUUGUGCAAGGGAUGAAUCCUCAAAGGAGAGAAAUCGGUAUCCAUGUUGAAGAAGAAAAUGAUAACGUGCAUUUUCCUUUCAUUUUAUGUCGCUCAAUUGCAAAUAUUCAUUCUCUUUUGGUGAGUGGAGCAUUUUCUGUCAGUAGUUGUGAGGAGACACAUGACGGGAUCCCUUUCAACACAUACGAACAAGAUUCUGAUGACCAAGACAGCCUAAGACAUGCAAAAGUCGGGAGGCUUUCACAGGAAAGCUCUGUUAGUACAUCGGCUUCUGCAUCCAAGGUUGCCGAAGUAAAUUUUGACAAUCCUUUAAUUCCAUCCUCCAUUUUGUGGUUAACAUUUGAGUGCUUGAGGGCUAUUGAGAAUUGGUUCCAAGUAGAUGAUACAUUGGGGGCUCUUCUAAAUGUCUCAUCCCCCAAAACGACUAAUAUCUCUGGGAACAAUUUCUUUGCUCUGAAGAAAACGCUAUCUAAGAUUAGGAAGGGUAAAUCUCUCUUUAAGUCGUACAACGUACCUUCAGCAAACUGUAAACUUACAAGUUCAAGAGAAAUUCAAGUUAGACAGUGUUCUUCAACGGGUUAUAGUGGAUUUCAUAAAUGUGUUGACUUGGAGAGUGGACAAAGAGUGGGGCAGGAUACUCCCCAUUCAGGUUGUGAUGAUAAUGCAAUGGAAGGAGAAUGUGCCACUGAAUUAGAGGCAUUACACGUUCUGAGUUUGUCAGAUUGGCCAGAUAUAGUUUAUGAUGUUAGUUCACAGGACAUAUCUAUUCACAUUCCCUUACAUCGAUUACUUUCAUUGGUUUUACAAAAAGCCUUGAAAAGAUGUUUUUGUGAAUCUGCAUUGCCAAAUAUGUUUAAUGCUAGUUCAGAUGAUUCGCUGUCAGCUAUCUACCGUGACUUCUUUGGGCAUGUUCUAGGAGGGUGCCACCCCUAUGGUUUUUCAGCCUUGGCCAUGGAGCAUCCUCUACGGAUUAGGGUAUUCUGUGCUGAGGUUCAUGCUGGAAUGUGGCGAAAGAAUGGGGAUGCUGCCAUAAUAUCUUGUGAAUGGUAUCGUUCAGUUCGCUGGUCUGAACAGGGUCUGGAGCUCGAUCUGUUUAUGCUGCAGUGCUGUGCUGCCUUAGCUCCUCCCGAUCCUUAUGUCAACAGAAUUUUAGAACGUUUUGGGUUAUCAGAUUACAUUUCUCUGAAUCUUGAACGGUUUAGUGAGUAUGAAGCAGUUCUUGUGCAGGAAAUGCUCAAUCUUAUUAUACAAAUAGUAAAAGAAAGACGAUUUUGUGGACUAACUGCUGCUGAAUGUCUGCAACGGGAGUUAAUUUAUAAGCUAGCCAUUGGCGACGCUACUCGUAGUCAGUUGGUGAAAUCUCUUCCUCGUGACCUUUCUAAAAUCGAUCAGCUUCAGGAAGUUUUGGAGAAGAUAGCGGUGUAUUCUAAUCCAUCUGGCAUGAAUCAGGGUAUGUAUAAGCUGCGACCUGAAUAUUGGAAAGAAAUGGAUUUGUAUCAUCCUCGAUGGAACUCAAGGGAUCUACAAUUUGCUGAAGAAAGAUACUUGCGCUUUUGUAAUGCUUCUGCAUUGACGACUCAGCUUCCCAAAUGGACAAAUAUUUAUUGUCCUCUUAAUGGAUUAGCUAGAGUGGCUACUUGUAAAGUGGUCGUCCAAAUUAUCCGUGCAGUGCUAUUUUAUAAUGUUUUUACUGAGAAGUCCACUCCAUCACGUGCUCCUGAUGGGGUGGUUGUAACAGCAUUGCAUUUACUCUCACUAGCAUUAGACAUCUGUUUCCUGCGAAGGCAAUCUAGUGAUCAGUUAUGUAACGGUGGUGAUUCAAUUCCCAUUUUAGCUUUUGCUGGUGAAGAAAUAUGUCUAGGACUUGCUAAUAAGACUGGGGAUCAGAGCUUGUUGUCACUUCUUGUUUUACUGAUGAGGAUGCAAAAGGAAAAAGGAGACAACUUUAUGGAAGCUGGCAGUCUCAACCUUUCUCCUUUAAUUGAAAGUUUACUGAAGAAGUUUGCUGAGAUUGAUUCUGGAUGCAUGACCAAACUUCGAAAACUAGCCCCCGAAGUGGCCAGUAAUCUAUCAUCUUCUGAUCUGAAUAGCGGUUCAAAUAUUGUGGAGUCAGCUUCUGAUGGUGAUAAGCGCAAGGCAAAAGCUCGAGAGAGGCAAGCUGCCAUAAUGGAAAAAAUGAGAGCACAGCAGUCUAAGUUUUUGGCAAGCAUUAAUUCCGCUGAUGAUGAUGGGUUGGAUGGUUCAAAAUUUGGGCAAGAAACGUCUUCCUCUGAUGUUGGACCUGAUUCCACAGAGUCUACAGAAGAUGUUUGUUCUCUUUGCCAUGAUUCCAACUCAAGAAAUCCUGUAUCUUUUCUGAUCCUUCUCCAGAAAUCCAGACUUCUGAGUCUAGUUGACAGAGGUGCCCCAUCGUGGGACCAAGUUCGCGGGUUAGGCAAGGAUAUUCCCACAAGCACAAACAAUAUUAGUACUCCAUUUAGUGGGAGCACUGUCUCAAGUAGUUCAGAAAUGAUCUCUCCUUCUCAGUUAAAUCACUUGAUUCAGAGUGCGGUAAACGAGUUUGCUUCUAAUGGUCAGCCUAGGGAAGUCAAGGCUUUUCUAGAAUUCAUAAAAGUGCGGUUCCCUUCAGUGAGGAAUAUUCAACUGCCUUGCACAUCAAAUGAUACAAGAGAAAGACCUGCUUAUUCUCUUGAGAUGCUGGAAGAACAUAUGUACUUGUCUAUUCAGGAAAGAAUGCAUGAGAAUUUGUUUCAUUCAAAUUUUGUGAAGGAGGACGAAAAUUUUUCUAAACCUAAAGGGUAUCCGACAAAGAACGCAGAUGCUGAAGCUCUUUUACUUGCAAGAUAUAUAGCUGCUCUUUCAAAAGAGACAAUAGAGAGUCCUUCGGCUUCAGAAAAUUCCCAUACUCUGAAUGAUGAGGCUCUGCCAGAAUCUAGUUUGCCUUCUCUGACGUAUGAUGGUUUUGGUCCUUCAGAUUGCGAUGGAAUUCAUAUUUCUUCCUGUGGGCAUGCUGUACAUCAGGGGUGCCUUGAUCGUUAUUUAUCAUCACUGAAGGAAAGAUUAGUUCGAAGAAUGGUUUUUGAAGGAGGGCAUAUUGUGGAUCCGGAUAAGGGGGAAUUCCUCUGCCCUGUAUGCCGUGGACUUGCAAAUGCAGUCUUGCCUGCUUUACCUGGAGAUGCUGCAGGCCCUUUAAUCUCAUCAAACAGAGAAAUUGAUUUUCUUCGUCUUCAAGAAGCCUUGUCACUCCUCCAAAGUGCGUCUGAUGUGGUUGGGAGGGGUGAAAUCCUUAAAGCUUUUCCGAUGCAGCGAAAUGGUAGGAUAAGACUGAAUAUUGAAUCGGCGUUUCGUGUACUCUCUGGAAUGUAUUUUCCUGGAAAACAUGAUAAGGUUUCUGGAUCUGCAAGGGUAAGCCACUCGAUGAUCAUGUGGGACACUCUUAAGUACUCACUCAUAAGUACUGAAAUUGCCGCUCGCUGUGGAAAGACUUCCUUGACCCCAAACUAUAGCCUAGAGACCUUAUAUAAGGAACUCAAAUCUUCUAGUGGGUUCAUAUUAUCCUUGUUACUGAAAGUUUUAAGAAGCACGCGGACCAAGAACAAUCUUACUGUCCUUCUAAGGUUAAGAGGUAUUCAGCUCUUUGCAGAGUCUAUAUGUUCCGGUGUUUCUUUGGAUGAAUAUCCCAGCCGCUCAUGCAGACGAGGAGGUAACAUGCUAGGUAUCUUGAAAAAUGUAGAAACGGGAGUCACAUAUCCUGAUAUCCAAUUUUGGAGACGAGCUUCUGAUCCUGUUCUUUCUCAUGAUGCUUUCUCAUCAUUGAUGUGGGUGCUUUUUUCUCUUCCAUCGCCAUUUCUAUCAUGUGAAGAAUCCUUCUUAUCUAUUGUGCAUAUCUUCUACGUUGUCACAGCAGUUCAGACUAUAAUCACGUAUUGCAAAGGUCACCAAUGCAAUACAACUGAAUUAGGAUGUCAUGAUUGCCUGAUUACUGACGUCUAUAAAAUGAUGGGAGAAUGUGGAGUUGCUCAGCAAUAUUUUGUUUCCAACUAUAUCGAUCCUUCAUGUAAUAUAAAGGAUAUGAUUCGUCGCUUGAGCUUUCCUUAUUUGCGAAGAUGUGCGUUGUUGUGGAAAUUAAUUAACUCUUCCACCUCAGCACCAUUUAGUGAUGGAGCUCAAGUGUUGGAUAUAUCAUCUCAUGCCAUUGAUGAUAUGAUGGAAUGUGCCAAUGACCUUGAGAUUGAGCUUGUCGAAGUUGAACAGCUGGAGAAAAUGUUCAAGAUUCCCUCACUGGAUGUUGUUCUCAAGGAUGGUGUGCUACGUUCUUUAGUUUUUAAAUGGUUCCAUCAUUUUCUGAAAGAGUUUGAAGUUCAUAGCCUUCAAUGUGUUCUGCACUUGACUCCUGCAGUCCCGUUUAAGUUGAUGCAUUUGCCACAUCUUUACCAAGAUCUUUUGCAGAGGUAUAUAAAACAGGAUUGCCCCAACUGCGGAACUGUUCUGGAGGAACCUACAUUAUGUCUCCUGUGUGGUAAAUUGUGCACUCCAAAUUGGAAUAUAUGCUGCAGGGAAAGUGGCUGCCAGACUCAUGCAAUGGCCUGCGGUGCUGGUAUUGGUGUAUUCCUGUUGAUUAGGAAAACAACAAUCUUGCUUCAAAGAUCUGUACGUCAGGCACUUUGGCCUUCACCCUACUUGGAUGCGUUUGGUGAAGAGGAUAUUGAAAUGAACAGGGGGAAGCCUUUGUAUUUGAAUGAGGAACGCUAUGCAGCUCUAACUCAUAUGGUGGCUUCCCAUGGCCUUGAUAGAAGUUCUAAGGUUCUUCGCCAAACAACUAUUGGUUCUUUCUUCAUGCUUUAGUUUUAAUUCACAUUAAACUUUCGUGUGAAGGUAGCAUAGAAUUCUAAAUGAGAUUGGGUAUCUCAAAUGCGAAUAUUGUCCAGAUGUUGAUAUUUUUUAGUUUGUGGCUUAAACAAAACCGGAGUUGGUUGUGGUGUGAGUGAGAAUGUACAGAUCAUCCAGAGGCUCUGUAUCUGCCAUGAGUCAGAACAAACUUGUAACUGAGGAUUCGUCCACCGCCAACUUCAUGUUUACCCUAUUCUCCAGAUUUUACAGUUUUUUUGUUAUGUAUAAAGAAUUGUGGCUGCAAUAAGAAGAGUCCACCUAUUCUAUCAGAUGCAAAAUCAUAUUUAGUAAAUUAUCUUCUGAUUACCAAACAGCUGCCUCAAGUGUAUAGUCAUCCUGGGAUUUUAAAAUGCAUCAUUUUAUUUA
Cornus florida is the source of this 6925-nucleotide messenger RNA. Its product is annotated as E3 ubiquitin-protein ligase PRT6. NCBI's taxonomy places the organism in Eukaryota, Viridiplantae, Streptophyta, Magnoliopsida, Cornales, Cornaceae. Gene Ontology annotation, cellular component: cytoplasm; ubiquitin ligase complex. The transcript has 19 exons. Bases 347 to 6514 code for a protein of 2055 amino acids. Gene Ontology annotation, biological process: protein ubiquitination; ubiquitin-dependent protein catabolic process via the N-end rule pathway. Gene Ontology annotation, molecular function: zinc ion binding; ubiquitin protein ligase activity. The record is from RefSeq and is a predicted model, not a curated record.